This is a messenger RNA of Nerophis lumbriciformis (worm pipefish), 3783 nucleotides long. The record is from RefSeq and is a predicted model, not a curated record. Lineage: Eukaryota; Metazoa; Chordata; Actinopteri; Syngnathiformes; Syngnathidae.
AUGGGACAGGAGAGUUGGGGGCCAAUGUCCACUUCAGGGAUGAAUGCCGCACCGGGGGUGCCGCCUCCAACUGCGGGGAUGAGCGGCAGCCCUCCACCGCCGGCUUCUCUCUCCCCCAGAAUGAGCGCAUUCCAGUCUGGGGGUUCUCCCAAGAUGCCUUCCAAUCCUCCAAAUUCCCCUGCCAGGUCCAUUAUGAGCUCCCCAAGACUAUGGCAGAAGGCGUCCAUCUCCAGACUAGCAGAGGAGUUUUUCUGGAUUGGUGGGAGUGUGGUGGCUCAGCCUAAAUGGAGGCUAGGCCAAUUUGUGGAGAGAUGCAUGUGCACGAUGCAGACUGGGACCCAGAUGACCAAACUCAAGGGAAAGAAGAAAGGACUCAUGCGCUUUUACUACUUGGAUGAGCACCGCUCGUGCAUCCGAUGGCGUCCUUCCAGGAAACACGACAAAGCCAAAAUUACAAUUGACUCCAUCCACGAGGUUCGUGAGGGGAAAAAGUCAGAGGUUUUCCGACGAUACGCCGACAAUCGCUUUGACCCAAACUGCUGCUUCAGCAUCUACUACGGUGAGCGCGUCAAGUCAUUGGACCUGGUCAGCACCAACGGCGAGGAGGCCCGCACUUGGAUCAACGGACUCAAGUAUCUCAUGGCUGGCAUCAGCGACGAAGACAGUUUGGCUAGGAGGCAGCGCACCCGUGAUCAAUGGCUUCAGCAGACUUUCUCGGAGGCAGACAAAAAUGGAGAUGGCACCCUGAGCAUUGGUGAAGUCCACCAACUGCUUCACAAACUCAACGUGAAUCUACCUAAGCAGAAAGUCCGUGAGAUGUUCCAGGAAGCAGACACAGACGAAAACCAGGGCUCUUUGGGAUUCGAGGAAUUCUGUUCUUUCUACAAGAUGAUCUCCACGCGCCGAGAUCUCUACCUUAUUAUGAUUUCCUACAGCAACCAAAAAGAAGUAAUGGACCUCCACGACCUCGCCCGCUUCCUGGAGAACGAGCAGAAGAUGCAAGGUCUAACCAGAGAGCACCUGAUGGAAAUCGUGGCCAAGUUUGAGCCAUGUCCUGUCAACCUGCAGCGUCUGGUUCUGGGAAUAGAUGGUUUUACGAACUACAUGCGAAGCCCGAGCGGAGAUAUUUUCAACCCAGAGCAUAACCAGGUUAACCAGGACAUGACACAGGCACUGGGCAAUUACUUCAUCGCCACUUCGCACAACACCUACCUGACCGGAGACCAGUUGCUAUCGCAAUCUAGUGUGGAGAUGUAUGCCUACGUUCUCCAGGCUGGUUGUCGCUGCGUGGAAGUGGACUGCUGGGAUGGGCCAGAUGGCGAGCCCAUCAUUCACCACGGCUACACAUUGACAUCGAAAAUCCUUUUCAAAGACGUCAUUGAAACAAUCAACAAAUAUGCCUUCACAAAAUCACAGUAUCCAGUGAUUUUGUCCAUAGAGAACCACUGCAGUGUGCCUCAGCAGAAGAAAAUGGCAGAAUACCUGAAAGAGGUGCUACAGGAUAAACUGGACCUGUCCAACAUCAACACGCAUGAAUUCAGGAAGCUGCCUUCGCCAGAGAUCCUUAAGGGAAAAAUAUUAGUCAAGGGAAAGAAACUCCCAGCAAACCUUGAUCCGAAUGCCGAGGAAGGAGAUGUGUCUGAUGAAGACACUGGGGAUGAGGAAGAAGAGUAUGACGAAGAAGAUUAUUCCCAGGCAAAUUUACUUGAAGAAAACUGUGGUCUAGCUGCUCGACAGCCAAAGAAGAAGAGGCGCUUCGGCAGAUCCAUCAUGAGAAGCUUCAAACGCAAGAGAAAAAAGAGAAUGCGAGGAAGGAGUAAGGUCAGGUCUGAUGGAGAGUCUGACUAUAGCAGCGGCAGUAGGGACAGGACACAAAUAGUUUAUCAUCCAAAGAAGAGGAAAACAAUGAGGUUGUCCCGUGCUCUGUCCGACCUUGUCAAGUACACAAAAUCUGUCCGGGUGCACGACAUAGAAACUCAAGCCUAUACAAACAGUUGCCAGGUUUCGUCGCUCAACGAAACCGUGAUGAAUCAGAUUGUGCUGCUGAAGCCUCGUCAGCUGGUGCGCUUCAACCAGCGCCAACUCCUGAGAGUCUACCCGUCCAAUUACAGGGUGGAUUCCAGCAACUUCAACCCGCAACCCUACUGGAACACAGGGUGUCACAUGGUGGCAAUGAACUAUCAAACAGAGGGUCGUAUGCUCGAACUGAACAGAGCCAAGUUCUCAAGCAACGGAAACUGCGGCUACAUUCUGAAACCUAAAAUCAUGCGUAAAGGUGCCUUUAAUCCCAAUUUGGAAGAUCCACUUCCAGGGCAGAAGAAGAUUCAGUUAGUGCUGAAGAUCAUCAGUGGACAGCAGCUUCCCAAACCUAAGGACUCCAUGUUUGGAGACAGAGGAGAGAUCAUCGAUCCAUUUGUAGAGGUUGAGAUCAUCGGUCUACCUGUCGAUUGUACAAAGCAGCAGACUAGAGUGGUAGAUGACAACGGUUUCAACCCCAUGUGGGAGGAGACUCUUGUCUUCCACAUUCUGAUGCCACAGAUCGCUCUGGUACGUUUCCAAGUCUGGGAUCAUGACCCUAUUGGGCGGGAUUUCAUCGGUCAGAGGACAAUAUCUUUCAGCAGUAUGAUGCCAGGUUAUCGGCAUGUGUACUUGGAAGGGAUGGCAGAGUCUUCCAUCUUUGUUCACAUUGCUAUCAUCGAUGGGAAGGUAAAGCCAGCAAAUGCUGUACAAGUGGCCAGAAAGCACAUUCAGAAAGCAGCCCAGAAACACAUGAAGGGACCCCAAAGGCAGCCGUCCCUCGAUUCCUCCGUCCAGUCCUCCGAAGACUGGCCCCCCUUGUAUCUCCGCAAGGACGCCGACUGCUUCUCCCAGGACAGCAGGAACGAAGAAAUGUCCCCUUUGGUGCAAGGGCCCGCCGCCAGGGCAGCCAUGCACAGAGGGAUCAUGAGUGAACCCGUGAGACGUGCCCACCGAGUCAAAAUUCAUGAGCCAACACAGAUGAGGAGAGGGAUCUUUAGUAAGAUGUCUUCUACAGAUUCAAACAGAGUACCGGCAUUUCUGCUUCAAGAGAGCUUUGACCUGGACAGCCCUUCACGCCCAAACAGUCCUAUCGAAGACAGACAGGAUCCCGUUGCAGUUAAUUUCAGUCAUCCGCAGUCUUUGCCUGAAGCUGAUGAGUUGCAAACACUGACCCCAUUUAGAGAAGAGGAGCCUGAACCCUCUGUGGUGGCUGAUGCAGAAACAGUGACUGACACAGAUCCACCGGGGGAACCUCCGCCUGCAGCUCCUCCAUCGAUACCACACCAUCCCCUAUGUUCCGAAGCAAAAUUUGUACCUCUUAUCCCUCCGCCUUCCCCAGCUCGCGUCAGAAGAACAUUAGAGGCACCUGCCACCCCCAAGCCCUCCACCCCAAUACGAACUAAAGUGCGCUCACGCAGUUGCCCCCGAAAACCCAAUAUCUCCCCUGUCACACCCAUGGUAGACCGCAGAUCCGCUUUCCGUUGGCAGACUUGGCGAGUCCAGAGCAUGGCCGAGGACAGCGACCACCUAGUAAGAACUGUACCCAACGGCCUGUGCUUGUCUGACAGUUCGUCUAGCAGCGGGGGCAGCUCAGACAGCCUGGAGUUCAGAGAUGCCCCCGUUGCGGCAGGUGCUGAGCAGUGUGAUGGCACCCUGCAGAGGGAGAUGAAGGCACUUUUUGACCAAAAACUGAGAGCAAUUAGAUGCACAUCCCCACUUUUGUUUGAUGUAAAAGGAUCUGAGAACACAUUUGGGCCUAGGUAG